Messenger RNA from Homarus americanus (American lobster), 1761 nucleotides. RefSeq names its product coiled-coil domain-containing protein 97-like. The coding region runs from base 100 to 1239 and encodes 379 amino acids. NCBI's taxonomy places the organism in Eukaryota, Metazoa, Arthropoda, Malacostraca, Decapoda, Nephropidae. The transcript is spliced from 6 exons. The record is from RefSeq and is a predicted model, not a curated record.
ACCAUACAUGUUGGUCGCCAGCUGAGUGAGGGAGUGCAUGGUGUGCCACAAACUGGUUAUUAUACUGUAUUGUAUAUAGCAGGCAAAGUUGAAGUUGUAAUGUGGGGAGAAUUUGAAGGUGAUGAAAAUGAAAAGAAAUCCGAAGAGCUUGAUGCCUCAGCUUCACCAGAACUGUGUAGACAAUCUGAGGAUCCAGAGGUUGUGUUGUCCUUGCCUCCGCUGAGAGACCGUUUAAUCCAUUACAUGGCAGCGAGUACUAUCAUCUUGAAGAGUCAACAAAGAUAUGAGCCAGACCUUACAUAUCAAGAAAGGAAGGAUAUAGUUCAAAAGCUUCUUGAUCAGAAACCAGGGCAGUUUUUGUACAGGUUUGGAAAGCAGUUAGAGAGAGAACAUCUUCAAUACUUCCUGAAAUAUGAAGGUGAUGCAGAAGUAGACCAUUAUCUCACUGAAGCAUUGAAGCAUAAAAAUGAGCACACCAAAAAAAUCACAGUGCUGAACAGGAGAUAUUCUGCGCUACAGAAGCUCCGCCGUUCUGGAGAUUACUUUAGUGAAAAAGAGAUGGAACGCCGAAAUCCACUUCUUUAUGACCAACUUAUUGGUAAACACCAAACAAGUGAAGAGAGAGAAGAUAAAUAUAAAAUAGAUAAAAGUGAUGUCAAAUUUUCUACCAUCCUUCUGGCACACAUUGAUAACUGUCUUGACAAUGACUUAAAAAAGCAACAAGAAGACCAAGAAUAUGAAGUAAUAGAAGAAGAGGAAACUGAUCAUGAGGAAGAAGAAAUGGAUAAUCCAGUGGAAUCAGGAGAGAAGCGAUUGUUUAAGGAAGAAUUCUACUCCGUAGGAUAUUACAAUUUUUUGAGAGGGAACGAUGAAGACUUCGACUAUGGACAAAUUGACACCAAUGAUGCUUAUGACCCUUUAGACAUCCAUGCAAGAGAUGAGGAAGAGAGAUAUUUUGAUGAUGAUGAUGAGGAGGAGAAUGAAAACCCCUGCAAUUUAGGGAUGGAUUGCAAUGGUAGUGAUAAUGUUGAUUUUGAUAUGCAUGAUGAUGAUGUACAAGAAAACUAUGUAAUGCAAGAAGACACUUCUAGUGGAAUAUCUAAAAAUCAUACUGUUGAAGUUCAUACAAAUGACAAAAUAAAUACUACCAAUAAAAUUCAUAAUAGGACUCCAGGGCAAGAUUCUUUUGACCAUUCUUUGAUGGAUAUUACCGACACAGACUCUGUCUCCAAAACUUGACACACUGAGGAACAUUGGUGAUAAGAAACUUGACACACUGAGGAACAUUGGUGAUAAGAAACUUGACACACUGAGGAACAUUGGUGAUAUGAUACUGUAGUCAUAAGUUUAAAAGUUUCACAUAUUGAAUAUUAUCUGUGUUUUCCAGUGAGGGCAAAAUAAAGAGAAUCAUACAGAAGGAAUGUAAUACUGUACAUAUUAGUGGAUUUGAUAGGCUGAUCAUUGCAAAGUUCACAUUCCAGAGACAAUAUCUAGAUGUUUUACUUUCACUUUGUUUAGGGUUCUGCAAUCCAAGUUUGGUGGAUAGAUCCCAGAGUUAAAUAGGGAAGCUACAUUAAUGUACAUACAGAAUAGGAUUUCCUUUUUGUUGUAUACAUUAUUGGUUACAAUAAAUUGUGAAUGUCAAGUAUGAACUUUGUUCCUUUACCAGGUGAAGGAACAAAGUUCAUCAGUACCUGGUAAAGUAGUUCUACACCCAGUAUAAAUGGUCCUAACGAAAAUAUACGUCACGUACAAACCUGA